Messenger RNA from Brassica napus (rape), 2436 nucleotides. RefSeq lists its product as uncharacterized. Lineage: Eukaryota; Viridiplantae; Streptophyta; Magnoliopsida; Brassicales; Brassicaceae. The coding region runs from base 1 to 2436 and encodes 811 amino acids. The record is from RefSeq and is a predicted model, not a curated record. Gene Ontology annotation, molecular function: zinc ion binding; nucleic acid binding. The transcript has 3 exons.
AUGGAGGACGACGAAGAAAAUGGAGAUGGUCAGGUACCUGUUCAUUCCUCUGCGACAAUGGAGAAAGACGACGCAGAUGGAGCAAAUUUGGUCGAUGUUCCUGUAACGACGACAACGAUUGAUCAAGACGAAGCAACUCAAGAGUGGAGCAUUCCGGUUACUCAUCUCAGUGAAGAAGAGGCAGAAAGAUUGGCUGCGGUUCUUGUCCAGAAUGAAGAUGAAGAGGAGGAGUACUGGGAGUAUGAACUGGGAGAAAAGCCGAGCAAAGCCAACAAAAAAGAGAAAGAAUCUGAGAAUGAUGCAAUUGGUAAUGGCGAAGAAGAUGAAGAAGAGCUUGAGGAUAGGUACGAGUAUGAAAUCGAACAAUCAGUGGCUGAGUUUGAGGAUGAGGAAGUCAUUAGGAGGAAUACUAUUCCAGAUAACUCGGAUGAAGAUGAAGACUACUUCGAUGUUAGAAAUAGGAAACGCAAAAGAUCUGAGGAUAAACUAGAAGUGGGAACAGCUUUCUGGUCUGGGUUUGAGUUCAAAGAAGCUGUCUUGGAUUAUGCUCUUACCAAAGGUCGAAACAUUGAACAGAGCAGGUGGGAUAAGACGAAGCUUAGCUUUAAGUGUGGGAUUAGAGGUAAAUGCAAAUGGAGGGUUUACUGUGCCUUUGAUGUGCCUACUCAGAAGUGGUUAGUGAAAACAAGGUACAAAUAUCAUAGUUGUACACCCAAUGGGAAAUGUAAACUCUUGCGAAGCCCGGUUAUAGCUAGGUUGUUUCUGGAUAAACUGAGAGAAGACAGUGAGUUAAUGCCUGAGAAGAUUCAAGAGCAGAUAAAGGAGACCUGGAAGCUCAUAUCAUCUCGGAAUCAAUGUCAACGAGGAAGAACAUUGGCGCUAAAAUGGCUGGAUAAAGAGUAUGCAGACCAGUUUGCUCACCUAAGAGGUUAUGUGCGAGAGAUUGAGAAGACCAAUCCGGGUUCGAGCGUGGUACUUGAUACUAUAAGUAAUGCAGCCAAAGAAGAUGUAUUUGAUCGGUUCUAUGUAUGCUUUGCGAAGCUUAGGAGCUCGUGGAGAGGGACAUGUAGGCCAAUAAUAGGGCUCGAUGGAACUUUUUUGAAGGUUGCAGUCAAGGGAAUAUUGCUCACUGCUGUAGGACAUGAUGCCAACAAUCAGAUAUUUCCUUUUGCUUGGGCUGUGGUACAAGCUGAGUCUGCGGAUACAUGGCUUUGGUUUAUCAAGAGACUGAAGCAUGAUUUGUCUCUUGGAGAUGGCAGCAAAUAUGUUCUUCUAUCUGAUAGCUCGAAGGGACUUAUAAGCGCAAUCAAAUCAGAGUUACCAAACGCAGAGCAUAGGCGUUGUGUGAAACACAUUGUUGAAAAUCUGAAGAAAAAGCACAAGAAGAAACAGUUUUUGAAACCAAGAGUGUGGAAUCUUGCUUGGAGCUACAACAAGACACAGUUCAAGGAAGAACUUACAAAGUUACAGGAUUAUAGCAUGUCCUUGUAUGAUGAUGUGAUGAAGUUAGAACCAAAAGCUUGGUCAUUGGCGUACUACAGACUAGGGAGCUUUUGCGAGGACGUUGAUAACAAUGCGACUGAGUCUUUCAACUCCACUAUUACCGGAGCUCGAGGUAAGGCUAUUGUACCCAUGUUGGAAACAAUAAGAAGGCAAGCAAUGGUCAGAAUUGCAAAGAGACACAAGAAAUCUGAGAGGCGGCAAGAGAAGUUUACAAAAUAUGUGGUCGAGAUUCUCAAAGCUGAGAAGGAAGAUGCCGACAAAUGCAUAACAACUCCUUGUACGCAUGGUGUGUUCGAGGUACGUCUCGGAAAUUCUGGUUACAACGUUAACACUUCUAGGCAAACUUGUACUUGUGGGAAGUGGCAGAUCACUGGGAUACCGUGUGAGCACGCAUAUGGUGCUAUGAUAGAUGCUGGGUUAGAUGUGGAGGAUUAUAUAUCUGAGUUCUUUUCCACUAGUCUAUGGAGGAUGACUUAUAACCAGUCCAUAAACACGGUUAGAGGGCCUCGGUUUUGGAUGAAAAAGGGUAGAUAUAGAUUAGUUGUAGAACCACCAGAACCUACACUUCCUGGGAGGAAAAAAAAGAGUAAUAAAAAGAAAUUUCCGAGAUUCAAAGGGAAAAAUGAAUCACCAAAGAAGAAAAAAAAGAAGGUUGUUGAAACACUUGGAAGAGAGGGACGAAUCAUGCAUUGUUCCAAGUGUGGGGAAGCCGGCCACAAUGCUCGAAAAUGCAAAAUCCACCCAAAGAAGAAGAUCAAGACUGAAGCAGAGGACCCAAAUAAGAAGAACAAGACUGAAGCAAAGGACCCAAAGAAGAAGAACAAGACUGAAGCAAAGGACCCAAAGAAGAAGAUCAAGAAUAAAGCAAAGGACGUUGGAAGCUCUGGAGGAGAAGUCAUUUCACUCACACAGCCAUCUCAAACAAGCACUUGA